Cottoperca gobio is the source of this 2441-nucleotide messenger RNA. It is a transcript of the gene prmt6, whose product is annotated as protein arginine methyltransferase 6. Gene Ontology annotation, molecular function: histone methyltransferase activity; protein-arginine N-methyltransferase activity. Gene Ontology annotation, biological process: chromatin remodeling; peptidyl-arginine methylation, to asymmetrical-dimethyl arginine. Bases 49 to 1104 code for a protein of 351 amino acids. NCBI's taxonomy places the organism in Eukaryota, Metazoa, Chordata, Actinopteri, Perciformes, Bovichtidae. The record is from RefSeq and is a predicted model, not a curated record. The transcript has a single exon.
GAAGUAUCGCAACAAAAACAUUGAGGUUGUAGCACAAGAGCCGAGAAGAUGUCUCAUGUCGUGAAGAAAAGAAAAUUGGAUAAAACCCGGCAGGACAGACUGUACUUUGACAGCUAUACUGAUGUGACUAUCCACGAAGAAAUGAUAGCGGACCACGUCCGAACAAACACGUACCGGAUGGCGAUACUAAAGAACAGUGAGUUCAUACGGGGUAAAGUUGUCCUGGACGUCGGUGCAGGAACCGGUGUUUUAAGCAUGUUCUGUGUUCAAGCUGGGGCUAAGAAAGUCUAUGCCGUUGAAGCCUGUUCUAUCGCCGAGCAGGCGGUGAACAUAGUGAAACAGAACAACAUGGAGGACAAAAUUGAAGUCAUUCGAGGCACUGUGGAGACGGUAGACCUACCGGAGAAGGUGGAGGUGAUCGUGAGCGAGUGGAUGGGUUAUGCCCUCCUGCACGAGUCCAUGCUAAACUCGGUCCUCUACGCGCGCGACAAGUGGCUGAAGCCGGGCGGCAUCAUCCUGCCCAGCAAAGCCGAGCUCUACAUCGCACACAUCAGCGACACGGUGGUAGAGGACCGCUUACAUUUCUGGUACACCGUCAAAGACCAGUACGGUGUCGACAUGUCCUGCAUGUCUGACUUCGCCAGAUCGUGUAUCAUGAACUCCGACAUCACUGUGAACUCUGUGCACGUCGAGGACGUGCUCUCCCAUCCGGCCCGCUUCGCCGAGCUCGACUUGUACUCUGUCACCGUGGAGGAGCUGCGGUCGGUGAAGGGCAAGUUCAAGUGCGAGUCGUUCGGCUCGGCUGCAGUGAACGCUUUCUGUGUUUUCUUCACGGUGACGUUCCCUUGCCCGGACAAGCCACAGACGCUCGUGCUCUCCACGUCUCCGUUCAAACCGGAGACUCACUGGAAGCAGGCGGUGCUGUACCUCGACGCUCCGGUGGAUGUGGUGCAAGACACGGUGGUUACCGGAGAGAUCAGCAUGUUUCCCAAGGAGGAAAGCGCCAGACAUAUAUGUAUCCACGUGGACUACACGAUAGGAGAGCAUAAAAGACAGUCCAAGACUUUUUCUAUCCCUGACUGGAGCAGUGAAGCUCAGUCAUAGUGUAGCAUCAACAUUUAGUGUUCCAGUUCAAUCACCAGGCAACACACUCAAAGUCCUUGUAUUAAUAUCAGUCACUGAGAGUUUUGGAGGAAGUGGAGCAAUGACUGUGUCUUUGACCAGUGUGGUAAAUAAUCCAUAUCUAAAAACUAUAAGGUGACAGCUAUACAUAGGCUACACGUGUUCAUACAACGUUAGGUAUUUGAUGCAUCUCUUUAGGCUAAAGUUAUAAAACGUUUGGUUAAUUUGAGUCGACACAAACACAUGCGCUCUACAAUCAAUUUGUGAACUACAAUACAUAUUUUUAGUUUGGAAUUGUUUAUGUUGUUGUGAUUAUGCUUUUUAUUUUCACAAUACAGAAGUUGACGCCUAAAUUAGAAGAGGAACAAUGCACAUCCGUAACAUCUUUUUAACCUCACUUACAUGAUGUAUUACCCAUUUACACCAAAACAGUGCAGUAAUCCUGAGUGCUGAAACUAACUAGUAAUGUAUCGAUUAAUCAUAUCGUCUAUAGAAUUUCAGAAAAUAGGGAAAAGAAGAAGUUUUAAUGACCCAACUUUACUUUUACUAAUAUUGUUCUUACUUACUACUUUACAGUUGCAGACAGAGAAGAGCAGCACAUCCUUCGGUGUUUGGUUUUUGAAAUAUUAAUCCCUUCAACAAUCGUCAAAAGAGUUGAAGAUUGUUUUUUUUGUUCUAAUAUUUAGGUUUUAUUGGUGGAAAACAUUUGAGCAUUACUUUAAACUUGAAGUCUCCUGACUGAUGAAUAGUUUGAGGUGAGUGUGUAUCUCUGUAAAGCAGAGAGGCAGGUUUCACCACAAGUUUUACAAAAUGUUAAAUAAAUUCAAAGCCAUGCUGCAGACAUCUGAUAUUCUGAUACAUUAAUCAGGUUUAAACUGAUAUAUUGACUUGGAGUAGCUGCAGUCAGGCAUGAGGUGUUUCACAUUGGCUGGUUUUCAGUUUUUAAUAACAAACUUAAUUGGCUUAUUGUUUCGGUUUAAAACUAGCACACACUGUUGCCAGAAACCACCAACUGCAUUCAUAGUUCUACAGCAUUCUACAAAACAGCAAAUGCUAUUAUUUGUAGAAAGUAUUUUCUUUCCUGGAGAUUAAUGACUUUGCUGUAUCCAAAAGAGUUGUGAACAUUAGGUUUUUAUUUUUGAAAGUUAAUAGUUUGAUGGCUCGGUUUAACAAUGUGUCAGUGGUGUAUUCAAUAAAACAUGUAGUUUGUCACUGAUCAGUCAUUGAUUCACUUUCUUUUAGAGUGAGACCAGGAGAAUUGUUUACCAACUACAUUCGUUAUUGAACAAAUAGGAACUGUAAUAAAUGGUUUGACUGUU